UUGUUUCUGGACCAGACCGUGGCCCCUUCGCCAGCCCCCUUGGUCCCCCCAUCCUGGCGUGGCAACAGAGGCGAGUGCGGGAGGGUGCGCAGCCAUGGUGGACGAGGCUUACGCGAGCGUCCUUCAGGUCCGUGGCGGCGGCGUGAUGGGCAAAUGGCUCCCGAAGUUCGUGCGCGUGCAGGCGGGCGUGUUGGAGGUCUACCCGGACAGCGAGGGGCACGGCACGCCCGGCACCACGGCGAGGCGGGCCCAACCCCGCGGCGGGUGAAGGGCGAGUGCUGCAUCAGCCUGCACAGCGGCGGGAGGAUCCGCGCACGCGCGGACGAGCCAGAGGCGCUGAACUUGUUCGCGGACGCGCUCCAGCCCGUGCACGAGCCCGCCAGCGCGCGGAGGCCGAAGGUGGUCGUGAGGCCCAGCAAGGAGGCGGAGGCGUCUGGUGUCGCUGCCAGCAACGAGCGCAUCCUGCAGCCGCAGGUGGACGCGCAAGACCCAGGCAGCCCGCCGAGCAACGUGCCCGUGCACGAGAGGCUGUACGCCCACUCCACCGUGCAGCAGCAGCGGCUCGAGCAGAAGAGGCAGCAGAAGGUCAUGGAGGAGGAUCAAGCCAUCCAGGAACGUAUGGCCGAGUGGAACGCGAUCAAGCAGAAGAAAGAAGAGAGGAGGGCCAAGGACCCGAGCUUCAAUGAGGAUCCCCGCGACUUCCACGAGCGCGCCCAGGCGUUCGAGAUCGCGAAGCAGCUGAAGGUGAGGCAGAGGCGGGAAGAGAUGCUGAUGGAGGAGCAGAUGAGGCUCGAGGAGGAGCGCGAGAUGUCCAUGCCGACGCGCCAGGUCGGCGCAAACUACGACCCGUACGAGGCCGCCGACCGGCUGUACCGCAACGCCCUGAACAAGGGGAAGCCGAAGGAGGGCGGCGGCGAGUCGGACUUCUGGGAGGCCACAAGGAAGAGGAAGACAGAGGAGGAGCUGCAGGCCGAGAAGAAGGCCCAGGCCGAGAGGGAGGCCGAGGAGAAGCGAAAGGAGAAGGAGAGGCAAAAACGCGACAAGCUGGUGGAGGAUGGCAAGAAGAGGAAGCUGAGGAAGCAGGAGGAGGCAGAGAAGCAGAAGGCGAAGGCUGGUGAGACGACAGAGGACCAGGAGAAGAGCCAGAAGGCGAAGGAGAACAGGAGGAAGUCCACGGCGUGCGUGCAGCGCCUCGCGAAGCCGAAGUCGCCGAAGAAAGGAUCCCCAGGUGAUCCGAGCUCUACCUCGCAAGAUGCGAAGUCGUCGUCGCCAAAGGGCUCAGAGGCGAAGGCGAAGUCGCCGAAGUCGCCGAGGGCGGCGAGGUCGGCUUCCCCGAGCAAGGAGGGCAGGUCACAGAGGCUAGCGGAGCUGGCUGAGGCCGGGAGCCCGAAGUGCGGCCGGAAGUCGGUGCUCGCGAAGAGGGCCGAGAAGAUGCAGACUCUCCAGGAUCGGCCCCGCGGAUCGGGAGGACAAUGCCAAGCUCCACGCGUCGCGCGAGAAGGACAGCGAGAUGCGCGGGAAGCACGCGAGGAGGGCGGAGAAGCUGUGGGGGAUCGGGAGGUCCAGGAUCUCCUCCCAGACCAACGAGGCAGAGGAGUCGGACGAGGUGCUCGCCAGCAAUGA
Messenger RNA from Prorocentrum cordatum, 1623 nucleotides. Lineage: Eukaryota; Dinophyceae; Prorocentrales; Prorocentraceae. The record is from the annotation of a GenBank genome assembly.